CGGGAGAGCUCGGCUUUCUCCGUAAAGCCUCGUUUUCGCUCGACUCUACUGUCGACCAGCCAUAGAGACCAAAGGCGUCAAAAUGGCCGCCCAACGACUGUUACAGGUCUAAGAAGAAAUAAAGUGUGAUCAAGAUCUAAUGAAAAUGACAGCCAUUAAAGUUGUGCGCCUGGAGAAUGUUCUAUUUAGUCCACAAGAUAGUGAAAUUACAUCUCUCCGACCUCAGACUAUAGAAGACACAAAUGUCAGAGAGACGUCAGACAGCAUCCUUUCCACAGGAGUUUUUAAAGACGAAGGUCUACAAGAAGAGCAAGAGGAUGCUAGCAGCAAAGGCAGUGCCAUAGAUGACAAAGUGUUCUGUUUGCCAGAGGAUUGGCCUUGGAUAAAGCAACUAUCUCGACCUAUGAGCUGUAUGCUAACAACAUCUCGUCUACCAUGUGUGAAGAAGGCAGUAUCUCAUUUAGAACUGAUCCAAAAUGUCAUUGAUGACUGGUUUAAAAACAGAGAGGAUAUGGUUGGAAGCCAUUUUUCAAAGAAGGAAUCACCCACAUCUGCAUCUGCACAAUGUGGGCUAAAAAAACAAUUGCGUUUUGUUGACCCAGUCAGUCAAUGUACUACAGCUGACAGUACUAUAACUUCAGUAUCAAAGACAUCAUCUAGAGUGUCGUCUCCCUUGACUGUCAUGGGCAUUGGUGCCAUUAAAGCAUCUGAAGUAGAAGAAAGAGAAACAUAUAAUGUUGCUGAAGACACUUCUUCUGACCUUGACCUUCCUUACUUGGGAGCUGAUGAUGCCAUUGAUGAAGUUAUAAUAUUGCUGGCAAGACUGGAGGCAGAUCGGCAGGAAACUCAACAACACUACCUGGAGGAGACAAGGACAGUUGCAACUCUCAAGAAGAAGAUUGAUGAUCUCUGCUUACGCAGGCUCCGUGAUCUUCCACUUCUGGUACAAAGAGAGCAUGAAGCUUGUAUCAUGGAUCUGAAUGAACUGCACUGGCAUGUUGCUUAUGUCACUCGCACUGAGGCUAAAUCCAAAAAUCGGAAGCUAACAGCGGCAGAACUGCACAACAGCCUGAAGGAAGAAAUUAGUUUUGUCAAGCAGCAUGUACCUCUUGUACAAGAAAAGUUGGUUUUAGAGGUACAGGCAAUGGACAAGAUAAAAAAGGCUCAAGUAGAGACAAACCAAGAACUAAUGGCAACACAACAGCGGCAGGCAAAGACAGAACAGAAAUCAAAAGAAGCAUUGACAAAAGCGGAGACAGAAAGAGGUCACAUUAAACGAGAGAUUGAUACAGUCAGAGACAAGCUAAAGCGGAUCACGGAGGAACAAACAUGGUCCAAGAUGACCUUUAGCGAGUAUACAAAGCAGGUGAGUGACAUCAGUAACCAGCUUGAGAAGAACGCUCAGGAGCUGCAGGUGUUGGAAGUGAAGGAUGACUCUGCAAAGGCUGCGGAAGAGAUGCAGGCAACGAAGGUCCGUUCACUUCAAGGAAAGAUUGCUGAUGCAGAGUUUGAGUUCCAGCAGCUUGAAAAUGACAACAUUCAGGCAGCAGAAGAACUGGCAGUAAUGAAAACAAAAAAUUCAGCAAGAAUAGAUGAACUAGAUCGUCGAAAUAGAAUCCUUUUAGGCAAGCUGCAGACAGUUCAGAGAAGGAAUCAGGAACUGACCAUCGACAUUGAAGACACACAGGAAAAGAUCAGUGCAUGUGAAAAACAGAAGGUGGCUGACGAGAAGAAUAUUGUUCGUAUAAAUAAGGAAAUUGAGAGAGUGGAUAUGCUUCUGCAGUCAAUUACAAAUGAACAUAUCCAAGUCUCUGCCAUCAACAAUCAAGUGCGUGACAAGUUAUUCAGUGAGCAAGACAAGGCUUCUCGAGCAGAAGAGUCUCUCAAAACCACAGUGGACUCACUAAGGAGACAGGUAAAAGAAGAGGUUCACUCAAGGACUGUCUUACAGGCCAGAAUUGCUUCAGACACUCUUGAGAUUGAAAAGAGUAAGACAGAGUCAGCCAAAAAACGAGAAAAGGCAGGAAAAGUUUCAGAUGAUGUAGAUGCUGCCAUCAAUAAUGUACUAGAAAAAGUGGAACAUCUUCGAUCUCUGAAAGUCAUUAAGAAACAGAAAAUAGCAGAGCUUGAGUCAAAGCUCAUUGAGACAAAGUCACAACAUCAGGAGAGUGAAAGGCGUUUUCAGGAGCAACUCGAUAAGCUGAGUCCGUACCAAGCGAACCUCAAGGUGGAAGUGGGCGAACUCGACAAGCGGCUGGACCACAUUGCGUGGAAGACAACUUUGAUGAACAACAAGACUGAAGAGAUGGACGGAGCCCAGACGAUGAUGGAGCGUGUUUGCAAGAAGACGGAAGCUGCCAUCGAGGAGCUGAAGGAGGAGUUGGCUGAGGCAAGCCUUCAGCUGGAAACUGCACGCACAAUCGGCAACAACUUGAAGCAGCAGCACCAAAGUGUCCUGGAUCGACUCAGAGACGGCGAGAAUCAACAUUCUCGCUUAAUUGGAGACCGCAAGGUGGCACUUCAAAAUCACGAGGACGAGAAGAACAAAUGCCUGGCUAGAAACAGAGACCUGGCUGCUCGAUACAGGCAGCUGACAAACGAGUUCCUUAUUAUGAAGGAACAGCUGCUGAGAGACUUCGACCACCGCAUCAAACUCGAAACCACCAUUACCGACAUCAAGCAGCUCAAGAGCCUGCAGUCCAAGCUGUACGGUGCUCUGGCGGACUACUUCAAGCUCAGCGGCCUGUACCACGAGGGGGAGCUGACGCGCCUGGAGUCCAUAUCAGCCGACAACAGCGAGCGGGUGGUUCAGCUACAGGCGGACAUGGACGAGGCCCUGCAUCUCAUCACAGUCUUCCUUAGCACGCAGAUGGACGGCGCGCGCGCCAACCAGGGAGUGUCGGAGGCGGUCGGGAGCACGAAGAAAGCCAAGAGUAGUGGAGUCGGCCCCCGUCCUGCGGGUCCUGCAGGUCCUGCAGUCUUGGUCACUUAGCCACUCAGCCUGAAGUGUGAUUUCUUCCACCCAAAGAGGGUGACUAUUGAGACGACGCAUCCGAUGACAUUUCUUGUUUUGUGUCUAUGAAUUAUACCAGAGCUGCUAAGCAAUAUUCGUUUAGGUACAUGGGAAUUAAAUCAGAUUCCCUAGGUUAACUGAGAAUUAAACCAUCUUUGCUAGGGUAUGUGGGAAUUCAACGUGACUGGUGUGUUAGAGAAUUAAAACAGGUUCAUUAGGGUACAUAGGAAUAAAAACAGGCAGGUCCACUAAGGUAAUGUAAUUUACUGUAGGUUCACUAAGGGAUUUAAACCAUGUUCAUCAAGAUUCUUACGAGUUAAACAAGGUGCACUAGGUUGCGUGGGAAUUUAUCCCGGUUCAUUAUGGUGCGUGGGAAUUAAGCCAGACCCACUAGGGUACGUGGGAAUUAAACCAGCAUCAUUAAUGUAUAUGAGCAUCGAAGCAGGUAUUUUCAAGUACAUUGGAAGUAAACAAGGUACAUUAGCAUAAUAAGACUCAGUUCACCAGGGUACCUGGGAACAUAUUAUACCAAUACCGACGAUAAGACGGAGCCAUCUGAGGAUGUAUCCUGUCCUUGCCUUACGUGCAGCAAUGACUGCCAUUGAAAAAAGAUUUUGUACAGCGGCAAUAACACCGCUAAUUAUUCUGUCUACAAACUUCUUAAUAUGUCCAAUAAAUCUAUCGCAUUAUCGUGUACUUUGCGGCCAGAAGUCUGAGGUACAGUUCAUGGGUUCACUCGUGGAACCUUGAUGCCAAUAAGUAUCCGUUGGAACCUAUAAAAAUUGUUGUGUAAGGUCAUGAAGUCUAGAGACGUAGGACUGUCGCCAUACAUUGUGGUAGCAAGCAGUGCAUGCUGGACAUAGCCAUGCCAGCCAUUGUUUGAAGUGACAAUAGCAGGAUAUGGGAUCAUGCUUACAACGCUAGAAAGAGCAUUAUUUCACAAAGGACAAUGUGAACACAUAAUAAUUAAAAAAUAUUAAACACAAUAGCUAAUAAUAUCUAGAUACGACAGCAUGGUAUAGUACUGUGUAGUGUAGCACAGUAUGGUACAAUACUAUGUGGCGCCAAGAGAGGAAUUUUCUCUAAUUCUAUACUUAUAGAAUGAAUUCUGUAUAGAGAAUUGAAAUGCAUAUGGAACAAGGCUGCCUCAUUUGCAUAUGGGGCAAGAAGGUCAAAGAUCAACCAAUAAGUGCCCUCGAAACAUGACCUUUCAUUCUUGUGUGUGCGUGAAUUUUAUAGCUAGAAUGCAUUUUGUAGCUGCAGAAUGGAAUUGUAUAUAUAUAAUGAAUUGGAUAGCAACUUCUGAGUAGAAUAGUAAUGAAAUACUUUGGUUUUUACCGAGUUUUUCUCUCUCAAGCUGUAAAAUGAAUUUUAAACUUAUGGAAUAUAUUCUAUAAGUAUAGAAUGAAUAGUAUAGCUAUAGAUAUUCUAUACUUAUGGAAGUGAACUGUAUAAAACAGAAUGCAUUAUGUACGUAUAGAAUGAAUUGUAAAUCUAUAGACUGAGUUUCAUGUAUAAAAUGCAUUUUAUAGCUAGAGAGAGAUAAUUAGAGAAAGUUCCCCUCAUUGAGCCCCAUACAAUAAUAGUCCAGACAAAAAGUGUCAUGAUGGCGUCCCACGAGCAUCAAUGAGUGAAAAGGCAUUGGAUGUCGGGAAGAGCCCCUUAGCCCCUAUGCACGCGCGAAAAUAUACUAACGGUAGCACACACUGAAGCUCUUUCGCACAAUCGCCAUAUUCGUAAUUAAACACCCGCGAAACUCUGUACCCACUGGGUGCUAGAGGGUUCAUAGGUGUAAAACUACAGGGUCUGGGGAAAAGGUCAAAGGUAUAGGCAGGGGGAGGUCAAGCAGUUGACGCUGUUUGUGCCAGAAGUCAGACAAGUUCCAAGGUUCAACUCGUUACAAGACAGUCCCUACACCGGAGGUAAACAUCAUGUCCUAGAGGCAGUUAGUGCAACUGGCUUGACUUUCUGUUGUCCAGUCUGCGUGCUAGUGCAUCUACAUUAACAGGUCUACAUAAUUAAGGAUUGUCAGAUUCUAUUAUGUUGUUUGGUUAAUGUUGGACAUCGCAGACUUUAUGGUGUGAAUUGGACUGCUUUUUAAAUUAGCAACACAUAAAUACGACAAAUAUGUGAAUUUAUUUGAGUUUCUAUAGAUAUUGUAUACAUACAGCUUUAUAUAAAAGAAUAUAUGUAUAUAUACGAAUGUCUGAUGUUAUAUAAUAUAUCAAAGUAGCUUAAUAAACUGUCAUGUUUUGAUACCAGUAAACCUGUAUAAGUGACUUGUGCGGCCUAACCUCAUAAACUGAAGGCAGUUUAGUAAGAACUGUGAGGUAUGUCUGCUGCUAGAGGCCGGGCAGUGCGGAGCAACAAAGUAGAAGAGAAUGCCGACCUUGAGUAUGUGACAUAAGAGCCUCGUGUAUCGCAGGUCCCAGGGGGAACCUUACUGAGGUACAGAGGGUGAUCAGGGUUUAUGGCGUCCUAAGGGGCGCACGGUAGUGAAGGGGUUAAAAUACUCGCUUGUCACCUCCAGUGCAGUGACAGGCGCAGGGUUCACUCGGGACACUGUAUGUGACACCUGUUUGCAGGGCCGACUGUCGGAGGCUUUCUCCGGGUACUUAGGGCUAUCCCCCCAGCCCACCAUCACCCUUCUUCUCAUAGUGCGAAAGUACCUGUAGGUGGAAACACUUACCUGUCAAACCAGCCAACCACAGGUCUUGGUUCCAGAAAUGCUAAAACCCUUCUUUGGACUUCGGGUCGUAAGUUUCUGGAAAAGCCUGUCAUGAUCCAAGCUCUAUUACUGUAUUUUCAAGAAACAAACAUCUUCACCAUCUUCAGUUGCAGAUCGAGUUUCUCAUGUGUCCAGAUCAUUUCAGGUCAAGCACUCUCUAUAAGAGAAUUAUAGGCCUGCUAAACAUCAGUAGGUCUCUGUUCUCCUAGAAGGACUUACCUACAGUGUUAUACUGUUUAAGUUGAUUUAACCGAAAGGAGGAAAGUAUCUUUGAUGUAGAAACCCGUCUUCAGAAUGAUACAGCGGUAUCUUUUUACGGUUUUGAGACAAAUAUGUGGUAUAUAGCCUUCAAAAUAAACAAGUCUAAUUUUA
Molecule: messenger RNA, 6113 nt
Organism: Pomacea canaliculata
Lineage: Eukaryota; Metazoa; Mollusca; Gastropoda; Architaenioglossa; Ampullariidae
Product: coiled-coil domain-containing protein 178-like
Exons: 22
Coding region: 140-2992 (950 amino acids)
Source: RefSeq, a predicted model, not a curated record